Messenger RNA from Sclerotinia sclerotiorum 1980 UF-70, 756 nucleotides. RefSeq lists its product with no specific name. The transcript has 4 exons. Bases 1 to 756 code for a protein of 251 amino acids. Lineage: Eukaryota; Fungi; Ascomycota; Leotiomycetes; Helotiales; Sclerotiniaceae. The record is from RefSeq and is a predicted model, not a curated record.
AUGGAUGCGGCACAAAAAGUAAGACGCUCGCCCCGGUUGAACAGAAAGAGAAGGGUGAGAUAUGAGGGUUAUCGUGAAGCCAGUAAACAUACCGUCGCCGGCAUAUAUCACAACACAAAAUUUGAUACCCUCCUCGCUACAAUGACGCAAUGCGCGAAGGUUCUGGCAUCCUUCAAAAGAAGCGUCAUUGCUUAUCGGGACUCGGCAGUUGAAUUCAAUGCCAAGCUGCAAGUUGCCGCGACAGAAAUAGGGGAAUCACCAGCCACUUUCAGGGAAGAAAUAGCAUAUCUGAUAAUAGAUGUCGAGGCCCGUGAUGAUGAAAUUGCGAGAUUGAAGAAGGAAAACGAUCAGCUGAAGAAUGAAAAGGCGGAGAUUGAGAAGAAGAAGAGUUCUCCCAUAAAACUCAAGCCUCAAGCAAUUGUACAGCCGGAGAGCCCCAAUGCACUUCAGAGUCAACGCAAACAAAUGAAGAUAGAAAUCUUCAAUGAGAUGAAUGACCUCAUUCUACAGGCCAAAGGGAUUUUCGACGCAAUCAAGGGGAAAAUUGAUGAGGCAGAUGAGGCAAUCGAGUUUUCCGCAACAAGCCUAGCGAAAAAGGUGGACAGUUUGCAAAAUGAUGUCAAGGCUCGGGAUAAGAAGUUCGACAAGCUGAAAAAGGAAAAUUGUGAAUUGAAGGAGUCGCUUCAGAAAUGCAAUCAUGAGAUAGAACAGAUGAAGACAAAGGCACAAGAUUUGGAAUCCGGAAUGGCAGAAUAG